Molecule: messenger RNA, 2210 nt
Organism: Myotis davidii
Lineage: Eukaryota; Metazoa; Chordata; Mammalia; Chiroptera; Vespertilionidae
Gene: TAF6
Product: TATA-box binding protein associated factor 6
Exons: 14
Biological process (GO): transcription initiation at RNA polymerase II promoter; RNA polymerase II preinitiation complex assembly
Cellular component (GO): transcription factor TFIID complex; SLIK (SAGA-like) complex; SAGA complex
Molecular function (GO): RNA polymerase II general transcription initiation factor activity; protein heterodimerization activity; transcription coactivator activity
Source: RefSeq, a predicted model, not a curated record
CUUCUGGGGAGGGAGGAGAGCCCCAGAAUGGCUGAGGAGAAGAAGCUGAAGCUCAGCAACACUGUGCUGCCGUCGGAGUCCAUGAAGGUGGUGGCCGAGUCAAUGGGCAUCGCCCAGAUUCAGGAGGAAACCUGUCAGCUGCUGACAGAUGAAGUCAGUUACCGCAUCAAGGAGAUUGCACAGGACGCCUUAAAAUUCAUGCACAUGGGGAAGCGGCAGAAGCUCACCACCAGUGACAUUGACUAUGCACUGAAGCUAAAGAACGUUGAGCCACUGUAUGGCUUCCAUGCUCAAGAGUUCAUUCCUUUCCGGUUCGCCUCUGGUGGGGGCCGGGAACUCUACUUCUAUGAGGAGAAGGAGGUUGACCUGAGUGACAUCAUCAAUACCCCUCUGCCCCGGGUGCCCCUGGACGUCUGCCUCAAAGCUCAUUGGUUGAGCAUUGAAGGCUGCCAGCCAGCUAUCCCAGAGAAUCCACCUCCAGCUCCCAAAGAGCAGCAGAAGGCUGAGGCCACAGAACCCCUGAAGUCAGCAAAGCCAGGCCAGGAGGAAGAUGGACCCUUGAAAAGCAAAGGUCAAGGGGCUGCUCCAGCUGAUGGCAAAGGUCAGUACUGCUAGGCACCACCCCUCCUGGAGGGGGGCCCUUUUCGAUUAAAGCCCCGAAGUAUCCAUGAGUUGUCUGUGGAGCAGCAACUGUACUACAAGGAGAUCACUGAAGCCUGUGUGGGGUCAUGUGAAGCCAAGAGAGCGGAAGCCCUUCAGAGCAUCGCAACAGACCCAGGGCUCUAUCAGAUGCUGCCACGAUUCAGCACCUUCAUCUCAGAGGGGGUCCGUGUGAACGUGGUGCAGAACAACCUGGCCCUGCUCAUCUAUUUGAUGCGCAUGGUGAAGGCACUGAUGGACAACCCUACGCUGUAUCUAGAAAAAUACGUGCAUGAAUUGAUCCCAGCUGUGAUGACCUGCAUCGUGAGCAGACAGUUGUGUCUGAGGCCAGAUGUGGACAAUCACUGGGCACUCCGGGACUUUGCUGCCCGCCUGGUGGCCCAGAUCUGCAAGCAUUUCAGCACAACCACUAACAACAUCCAGUCCCGGAUCACCAAGACCUUCACCAAGAGCUGGGUGGAUGAGAAGACUCCAUGGACUACACGUUACGGCUCCAUUGCAGGCCUGGCCGAGCUGGGACAUGAUGUGAUUAAAACUCUGAUUCUGCCACGGCUGCAGCAGGAGGGGGAUCGGUUCCGUAGUGUCCUGGACGGCCCUGUGCUGAGCAACAUUGACCGAAUUGGAGCUGACCACGUGCAGAGCCUCCUCCUGAAGCACUGUGCCCCUGUUCUGGCAAAGCUGCGCCCACCACCUGACAAUCAGGAUGCCUAUCGGGCAGAAUUUGGGUCGCUUGGACCCCUCCUCUGCUCCCAUGUGGUCAAGGCUCGGGCACAAGCUGCUCUGCAGGCUCAACAGGUCAACAGGACCACUCUGACCAUCACUCAGCCCCGACCCACGCUGACCCUUUCUCAGGCCCCUCAACCUGGCCCUCGGACCCCCGGCUUGCUGAAAGUCCCUGGCUCCAUUGCACUGCCCGUCCAGACACUGGUGUCUGCACGAGCUGCUGCUCCACCUCAGCCUUCCCCUCCUCCCACCAAGUUUAUUGUAAUGUCAUCGUCCUCUAGUGCCUCAUCCACCCAACAGGUCCUGUCCCUCAGCACCUCAGCCCCUGGCUCAGGCUCCACCACCACCUCUCCUGUCACUACCACGGUCCCCAGUGUGCAGCCCAUUGUCAAGCUGGUCUCCACUGCCACAGCUGCACCCCCCAGCACAGCCCCCUCUGGCCCCGGCAGUGUCCAGAAGUACAUAGUGGUCUCUCUUCCCCCAACAGGGGACAGCAAAGGAGGCCCCACCUCCCACCCUUCCCCAGUCCCUCCCCAAUCCUCAGCCCCUUCCCCACUUGGGGGCAGUGCCCUCUGUGGGGGAAAACAGGAAGCUGGAGAUAGCCCUCCUCCAGCUCCAGGGACUCCAAAGGCUAAUGGCUCCCAGCCCCCUGGAUCUGGCUCGCCUCAGCCUGCCCCUUGAUGCUGUCACACAUCUGCCAACCUUCUCUCUCUUCACACACACACACACACGCUGGGUGGAAGGAAGUAGUCAUCUGCUUCCCUCACCUUAACUUUCUUUUUAGAUAUUGUACAGCCAGCUCCUCAUAAUAAAAGUUUGAUUUAUAA